AGGCAUAUAAACAGGCAGUCGGAGGGGUCCUUAACGGCCAUCAGCGACCAGAGAUUGCAUGGAGUGAAGGAAGUGCGCCAGAGAAGGUCAGGAUGGUGCAGAAAAUACUCAACAAAGUUGUCGGCGCCAAGUACGUCUCAAUACUGAGGACGUGGGUACCGAACCUGGUUGGCUGGGGAACCGUGGGCGGAGUGGCACUGGUUCACUUCACGGACUGGCGGCUCAUUCUGGACUAUGUCCCAUACAUUAAAGGCAAAUUCAAGGGGGAAGAGUAAUCUCUCAUAAGGAUAUGAAUUGACCAGAGCUUGGGACUGGGCGCAUGGCUGGAGCGCUGACUCAACCAGCUGAAGCGGGACGCCCUGGCGCUCCAGUCAUUCACCAGCGGGGGGGCUUGUUAGGAGUUUGCACUUCUGGAUGUGAUCUGUGUAAAUGCUGUUUUUGAUCCUUUAUUAUUUAAUGUGAAUAAAUCUUUGAUUUACCCAA
Molecule: messenger RNA, 483 nt
Organism: Myripristis murdjan (pinecone soldierfish)
Lineage: Eukaryota; Metazoa; Chordata; Actinopteri; Holocentriformes; Holocentridae
Product: cytochrome b-c1 complex subunit 10-like
Exons: 3
Coding region: 93-275 (60 amino acids)
Biological process (GO): mitochondrial electron transport, ubiquinol to cytochrome c
Cellular component (GO): mitochondrial inner membrane
Source: RefSeq, a predicted model, not a curated record